Dermatophagoides pteronyssinus (European house dust mite) is the source of this 1765-nucleotide messenger RNA. RefSeq names its product YTH domain containing 1 (gene Ythdc1). NCBI's taxonomy places the organism in Eukaryota, Metazoa, Arthropoda, Arachnida, Sarcoptiformes, Pyroglyphidae. The record is from RefSeq and is a predicted model, not a curated record. Gene Ontology annotation, cellular component: nucleoplasm. Gene Ontology annotation, molecular function: N6-methyladenosine-containing RNA reader activity; mRNA binding. Gene Ontology annotation, biological process: regulation of alternative mRNA splicing, via spliceosome; mRNA splicing, via spliceosome.
CAUUCAUCAUUUUUGAAGAAAAAAAAAAUUUAAUUGACAAAAACAUCUUUAGAUGUGUGACAUUUUCAAUAAUUAUAAUGUGAUAUUAUUAUUUUGUUGUUCCAAGUGAGUGUGUGUGUGUGAUUAAUGGUUAAUUAAUGGUCACGCACACUUGGAUGUUGAAUUAGUAACAACGAUUUGGACGAACAAACAAACAAGGAAAAAAGAAUAAUUGAAAAAAAUGAUGAAUGAAGAACGUAAUGUUCUUGAUGAUCUUUUGGACAAUGGUGAUGAUGAAGAUUUUGAUGCCGAAUUAAAAGCGGCUAGAAAUUUUGAUCGUACAAGAUUGGCAACAACAACAACGACAAAGAAUAAUAAAACAUUGGCUCGUAAUAACAAUUUGGAUUUGAAGAAAAAAUCUUCAACAAUCAAACCACAAUCAUCAUCAAAAGAUAAUGGCAACAAGUCGAAUAAUAAUUUGACAAAUCGAUCAAGUGGAAAUAAUGGUGGUGGAAAUAAUAAUGAUCGAAAACAACGAAGAUCAAAAUCACAUGAAUCAUCUCGAUCAUCAGCAUCAUGUCAAUCACAAUAUAGUUGUGAUUCAGGAUCUUGUUCAUGUGAAGAUCAUAGUUCAAUUACUGGUCCGGGUGGUGAUGAUGAUCAUCAAUUACCAAAUACAGCAACAACAACAACUGCUACUGCAACUUUGAAAGAUAAAAAUGAUGAUGAUGAUAAUGAUGAUCGUGCAUCGAAUGCCGAUAGUAAUCAUUCAUAUCAAUCAUUUACACGAUCUCCAAGCUUAAAAAUAAAAAUAACCAAAAAUUCCGAUUCACGUACGGUGGCAAAAUCAACAAAUUUACGUGAUGAUCUUAAUGAUGAUGAUGAUAAUGGUAAUGGUGAAAAUGAUGAUGAUCCCACUGCUAAAAUCGGACGUAAAAGGAAACAUGGCCAUGAUAAUGAUGAUGAUAAUGACGACGGCGAUGAUGGCCUUAAACGUAGCCGAAGACAUGCUCAUCAUCGUCAUCAUCAUCGACAUCAACAUCAUAAUCGUCAUAAUCAAUCGCCAUCAUCGUUGAAGAAAAAUACAUCAACAACAGCCAAAAAACGCGAUUAUUCAUCAUUGAUUAAAUAUUUUUUCAAAGAUAGUUGUUAUUUUGUUAUGAAAAGUAAUAAUGAAGAAAAUGUUGAAAUAAGUAAACGUGAAGGUGUUUGGUCAACACCAUUACCAAAUGAAAUGAAAUUGAAUAGUGCAUUUCGUGAAUUUCGUAAUGUAAUAUUAAUAUUUUCGGUAAAAGAAAGUGGAAAAUUUCAAGGUUUUGCACGACUAUCAUCCGAAGUACAAUAUGAUUUAGAACCAGUUAAGUGGGUAUUACCACCUGGUAUACAAAGUUGUCCAUUUGGUGGUAUAUUUUUUAUUGAUUGGAUUUGUCGUAAUGAAUUACCAUUUACACAUACAUCACAUUUAUAUAAUGCAUUUAAUGAAUCGAAACCAGUAAAAAUUGCACGUGAUGGCCAGGAAAUUGAACCAAAAACAGGUGAAGAACUUUGCCGUUUAUUUCCUGCUGAUGAUUUUGUCGAUCUAAUUCCAAUGCUGAAACGAAUGAAAAAACAAACAUUGAAUCGCCCGAGAAAACGUCAUUCACGUGGACCAUUUAUGGAUAGUAAUAAUAAUAAUGCUGGUUCAACAACAACAACAACACGUCAUGAUAGUUAUCGUAAUAAAACAUCUUUACAUUUAUCAUCAUCGACAACCGAAACAACAUUAUCUCUUCAUUCCAUCAAGUAG